Messenger RNA from Gregarina niphandrodes, 1551 nucleotides. RefSeq lists its product as hypothetical. Lineage: Eukaryota; Apicomplexa; Conoidasida; Eugregarinorida; Gregarinidae. The record is from RefSeq and is a predicted model, not a curated record. The transcript has a single exon. Bases 1 to 1551 code for a protein of 516 amino acids.
AUGCGCACUUGCCGGAGCAGUAAUGAGUGGAAGUUGAAGUUGGUGGAGGAAUGGUUGUCGUAUGUCCAGAAGGUAUUAUGUCAGUAUGAUUUCAACGGGUUGCCGGACGGUGCGUUGCUUGAAUUGGUACCUUUGAAUUCCGUGCGGCGUUUGCGGAGCGGGUCUCAAUGGUUGUUGCCAGUGGUGUCCACGACGGCGGGCGCAUUGCGAACUCACGGUCGGCCGUGUCUGAUCACGGACGCGGAAAUGGCGGCAGGUAUCACAAGUUCGGUAUGGAUAGGUCGUCAAGCGCAGGCAGAGGCGGACCUGAAGGAAGAGGAAGUUCGGUCUGGCACCGUCGAGGAGCAGGAGGACAAGCCGUUAGUGAGUGACUCGUCCGUGAGUGACUCGGCGGCGGGCGACUCGGCGGCGGGCGACUGGCGUGACUUCCAGUGCACGUUGGCGCUCUGUCGAGAGCGCAAUGUCUUCGCGCACGAUGCCGCUCUCGAAGGCGUACUGCGUGCGUACUGGAGCAAGCAUUGUCGAAGACCCUCAGUAUUCUGGAAGUCACUUGUCCGCCUUGGCCACCGUCAUUGCGGCCAACUCUCCCGUCGUCGCGUCGCUUGGUACCACGAUUCCAUCUCUCUAUUCCGCACUUCAGCACACGCACUCGUUGUCAAAGACAUAACUCUCGGGGGCCAUUUUGAUUCCACUCUCGGGCCAGGAGAUGUACUCAUUGCUUUACAACGCCACCAGUUUGCCCGAGGCUUGCCAAUUCAUCGGGACGCCAUGCGUCUCGCCGCGCUCAACCAUCAUCAAGCCUCUCAUCUCAUCCACCGACCGCCUCAUCUCAUCCACCACACGAUCGACAACCACCACGCGUUCGACAAAAACACACUCUAUCAAGACGGCUGGGGUACUACCACGCCCUCCGACCGGCCCUGGCCGACGGAAGAACUCGAUCUCGCCUCGCCCGUCAAUUUGCUACCGGACGCCCAGCCCUACCAGCUCCCUGGCGCCAUGCUCCCUGGCGCCAUGCUCCCUGGCGCCCUGCCAUGCUCCCUGGCGCCCUGCCGCAUCACCUCCCUGGCUCCGUGCACGGGGGUGCCCUGCCGUGGCCGUUCCAACCUAUUCCCGAGUCCUAUCCAGGCACGGAGAUGUUCCGGAACAUGUCCGACUCGGUUGCAGAGCAAGACCCCUCCUCAAGGUUCCAAAGUCCAUGCGUUUCUUUUGCUGAACCACCAGUCCAGAUGGCCCCCGUUCUAUGGUACGGUCCUUGGGACAUCCCCGGACCGUACGGAGUACCACCGGAGAUGUUGCAGAUGCUUCCCACCGGUCCUUGGGACAUCCACGAUCCGUACACUGGACAGGUACCGAUGCCCCCCAUGGGUCCGUGGGACAUCCACGGACCAUACCCUGGACAGGUGUUCAUGCUCCCCGUCCCUGAGCAAAUCCCUACCCCUGGACAGGUCCCGCCGCCCUACUCCCUGGUUUCCGAGCUGGUUCAGACGCCCGGCAUUUCAUGGGAGAUCCCGGCGCAUUUGGGGCUACCGCUGGGGAUCGUCGGUAUAG